This is a messenger RNA of Argentina anserina (silverweed cinquefoil), 2010 nucleotides long. RefSeq names its product tRNA(His) guanylyltransferase 1-like. Gene Ontology annotation, biological process: tRNA modification. NCBI's taxonomy places the organism in Eukaryota, Viridiplantae, Streptophyta, Magnoliopsida, Rosales, Rosaceae. Gene Ontology annotation, molecular function: magnesium ion binding; tRNA guanylyltransferase activity. The record is from RefSeq and is a predicted model, not a curated record. The transcript has a single exon. The coding region runs from base 382 to 1950 and encodes 522 amino acids.
CUUCCCUGAUCAUAACAAUGCCUAUAGAAGUGUCGAGGUUUCUCCCACAUCGAUAAAGGAAGAAAGGUCGAGUCCACUUACGCCGAAGAACAAAUUGCUAAACCCCACAGAUACUUUUCAACAACAGAAUAUCCUACAACUCUACGUACACCUAUACCCAUUGUUCGUAUUUCGAAACGAGUAAAACUAGAACCCACCUUGGGAAUCAGCUAGUCUCAUUGGACCUUGUAUUGGGUAGAAUAGCUGCGGGAGUUGUAGAAUUUGUGGCGAGGGAGCACAACAUUCAUUUGUCUUGUUAUGCACAUGAGGUGUUUGAUAAAAGUCCUCUGAGACUUGUGAUCCAAGGAAGCCUCUAAGCGUCUGUUUGUCCUAGUGGAGAAGAUGGCAAACAGCAAAUACGAGUAUGUCAAGUCCUACGAGAUUGAAGAUGAGGUUUUCGUGCCAAACUUGAUCGUUCUUCGCAUCGACAGUCGUGAUUUUCGGACGUUUUCUCAAGCGCAUGAGUUUGAGCAACCAAAUGAUGAGGCCGCACUCAACUUGAUGAACUCAUGUGCAGUUUUGGUGUCGGAGGAGUUUCCAGACAUAGUGUUCUCGUAUGGAUUCAGUGAUGAGUUCAGCGUUGUGCUCAAGAAGACGUCCAAGUUCCACCAGAGGCGUGCCAGCAAAGUAGAGUCCAUUGUUGUGUCCUUCUUCACCUCGGUGUACGUCUCGAAAUGGAGGGAUUUCUUCCCUAGUAAGGUGCUAAGGUACCCUCCUUCGUUUCGCUCAAGGGUUAUAGCUUGCGCUACAGUUGAAGUUCUUCAGUCGUAUCUUCUGUGGAGGCAGAAUAGUUGUCACACAAGUAACCUGCACGGUACUUGCGUGUGGGAGCUUGUAAAAGAUGGGAAGACCGAAGGCGAAGCGUUAGAGUUAUUGAAGGGAGCUAGUAAAGAAGAGAAAAACAGCCUACUGUUUGAAAGGUUUGGCAUCAACUAUCAAAAAUUGGAUGCUAUAUUCCGUCAAGGAAGCUGCAUUUUAAAAACUGAAGUGAUGGACAUUGUGAAGCACAAUGAGAAUGGUUCUCCUGUGAAGAGGCUCAGGAAAAAGUUGGGGAUACUACAGGCGAAGAAUAUAGCUGCUGGGAGUUUCUGGAAUAAGCACACUAUUCUUGUGAAUGAGCUAGGUUGUUUUACAAAGGACAUUGGGAAAGUUGAACCGGAUUAUCUCAGGUCCUUCCAGUUUGGGAACAGAUUAAUGCCAUCAACCUGGAUUGUUAUCAGAAUUGAUGGUUGCCACUUUCACAGGUUUACUGAAGUUCACGAGUUUGUGAAGCCGAAUGAUGAGCAAGCUCUCAACCUUAUGAAUUCAUGUGCUGUUGCUGUGGUGGAAGAAUUUCCUGACAUAAUUUUCUCCUACGGCAUCAGCGAUGAAUACAGCUUUGUUUUCAAGAAGGAUUCUCAAUUCUGUCAAAGGCAAGCAAGUGAGAUGGUAUCUGUCAUAGUGUCAUUCUUCACUUCCUCCUACGUGAUGAAGUGGAAAGCUUUCUUUCCUCAGAAAGAGUUGAAGUGCCCCCCUUAUUUUGAUGGCCGUGCUGUGUGCUAUCCGUCUUCCGAUAUCCUUCGAGAUUAUCUGGCAUGGAGGCAAGUUGAUUGCCAUAUCAACAACCAAUACAACACUUGUUUUUGGGAGCUUGUUAAGUCAGGGAAAGGCAAAAGUGAAGCUCAGAAUUUUCUAAAGGGAACUCAAGCAGGAGACAAAGAUAGACUGCUUAAGCAAUUUGGUAUUGACUACUACAAGUUACAAGUUAUGUUCCGCCAAGGUUCGUCCAUUUUCUGGGAUAAGGGAGACGUUAUAACAAAGAACAAGAACGAGGCAUCUGUUGGUAAGUCUGCAGAAAAAGUAGUUGUAGAACAUUGUAAUAUUAUUGAGCCAAGUUUUUGGCGUGCACACCCAUCAAUUCUAGAUGGAUGAUGCUGUGAAGCACCAAGUAAAAGAACUUGUUACCAUCAUCGCUGAAAAUUUUUAUUCAAG